Aspergillus alliaceus is the source of this 1148-nucleotide messenger RNA. RefSeq lists its product as uncharacterized. The transcript has a single exon. The record is from RefSeq and is a predicted model, not a curated record. Bases 111 to 1112 code for a protein of 333 amino acids. Lineage: Eukaryota; Fungi; Ascomycota; Eurotiomycetes; Eurotiales; Aspergillaceae.
CUUCACCACUCAACUUUACUCCUAUCUCCCCCCUUAUUCCCCACGCCUCCCUUACACCCUCAAACAACCAGCAUGAGGCCGAUUUAACCCGAAAAAAGUCAAAUUUCUUCAUGAAGACGGAUAUGGAAACGUCUCAUUAUCUAUCCCCAGAGGGGAUAAUCCUCCCCCCUAGUCCCGUCGAAUCGGUCGACUCAGCUGAACCAACUGCGCCGGGGACUGGUGGGGAUCAAGAGAACGACGUCAUGAUAACUUUGUCACGUCCUCCGACCACUUCGCCGACCCGCUUGCCUUUCGCCCGUUCUCAUUUUCGGUCUCGAUCUCUGGCGGAGGUAUCUGGCCUACCUCCCAUGACGCGCGCUCACUCCUCCCCGGGGCUGGACUCUCGGGGUAGAUAUAUCUUCGUGAAUGGUCGCGAAGCGCCAACCAGUUCGCCGGACAAUGCCGCGAAACGCCAUCUACCCUUUCAGGCCUCAAUCGGGGAUAGUCUUGAGGCUAGAAUGGCACCCUUGAACAUCUCUGAACCCAUUCUGGAGUACGCUGAGCUGGACACCGCGUCGUCUUUGCCUCAAGGGGAACCUCGUACGGCUUCGCCUGUGCAUUCCAACACCUUUCCCCGUAUGGCGCGCCGACGACCGUCAUCCCCCCUCCAUUUCAACCCGAUGAAUUCCACCGCUCAAUCCGCUAGCAGUCCCUCUUCUGCCCAUUCGUCUCCGGUAAUUCUCACUUCGAGAUACAACGAAAUUUAUCCCGGUUAUUCGACGUCUUCGGCUUCAUCGAUGCCCUCUACGCCCACAAGCCUUCGCUCCCGUAGUCCAAGUAUCUCAUCUUUGGAAACUAUCCCGGACAUUCCCGAUGCCGAAGCCGCCGCUAUCGAAGCUGAUCAGAUUGCUGCAUUGAAAGCUGCAGCCGACAGAGCAGACGAGGCGGACGCCGCGGCUAACGGAAAUCGACGACGAGGCGCAUCAGAUGCGUCGGGUCCCUCAAGCUCACUGAUGAACACGCGAACUGUAUCAGGGGGUUAUGGACUCAGAGCCGACAAAAGGAAACGGUGGAGCGUUUGUGGGGCCGAACGUCGCCAAGAUCUAGACCUGGAGACGAUUUGGGAAGAUUGAUUCGCUGGUUACAACUACUUGUUCAAAUCGCAACAU